Molecule: messenger RNA, 1754 nt
Organism: Acanthochromis polyacanthus (spiny chromis)
Lineage: Eukaryota; Metazoa; Chordata; Actinopteri; Pomacentridae
Product: E3 SUMO-protein ligase ZBED1-like
Exons: 2
Coding region: 102-1400 (432 amino acids)
Molecular function (GO): protein dimerization activity
Source: RefSeq, a predicted model, not a curated record
AAAAUGCGGAUAGUGUGGCGAUUACAACAGACGGAUGGACAUCUAGAGCAACGCAAAGUUACCUCACUAUUACUGCUCAUGUGAUCACCCCAGAGUGGAAAAUGGCCAGUUUUGUGCUUCAAACGCGUCCCCUUUUUGAAACCCACACCGGGACAAACAUUGCCCAAGUACUGAGAGAGGCUGUAGCAGAGUGGAAACUAGAUCGACCAAAACAUAGCAUCGCCGUUGUUACUGAUAACGCAAGAAACAUGGACGUUGCCGUGAGAGAGGCUGGACUCGGGCCCCAUAUUAAAUGCUUUGCUCACACCCUGAACCUGGCGACGCAGGCUGGUCUGGCUGUCCCCCGGGUCUCUCGUCUCUUAGGUCGCAUCAGGCGCAUUGUGGCUUUUUUUCACCGCAGCCCUUCUGCAACCGCUGUGUUAACUUCAAAACAAAAGGCGCUUGACCAAGGCAACCAGCACAAGCUUAUUAUGGAUGUUACGACCCGCUGGAACAGCAGUCUGGACAUGGUUGAACGCUAUCUGGAGCAACAGGUCGCGGUUGCAGCAGCUCUUCUCAGCGCGGACAUAAGACGAAAUGCACGUGAAAUCGACACGCUGGACAACUCAGACAUCAGAGAUGCCGAGGACAUUGUGAAACUUUUGAAACCUUUAAAAACAGCCACCACUGUGCUCAGUGAUGAGCACAAUCCCACAGUGUCACUCAUUGUCCCUCUAAAAUACAUGAUUGAGCAAAGCAUGGAAAGUAAUGAAGAAGACUCUGUCACAGUGACGGCAAUGAAGGCAGCUAUACUGAGCAAUCUGUCAGACAGGUAUACAAGGGAAUACAGCUAUUUGCUGGAGUGUACUGCAGUUGACCCCAGAUUUCGCACCCUACCCAAUCUAGAGGAAAACCAGCGCCAGGAUGUCUUCCACAGGAUCAAGAAUAAAGCUGUGCAGCUACUCAAUCAGUCCAGCCUACAAGAGGACACCAGCAGUGAUGGAGGAGCAGAACCCAGUGCUUCAGAACCUACAGUGGAGGCAGACACUGUGCAGCCACAACCCCCUCCCGCCAAGAAGACAGCCUUAGAAGAUCUUCUAGAAGGGACUUUUGAUUCAACUGUUCAUGCUGCUCCAGACCACAUUCAAAUGGUGGAAACAGAAAUCAACAGGUACAGAAGUGAAGAACCCACACCUCUCAAGAGCUGCCCUCUGGACUGGUGGAAUGAGCAUGGUAGGAACUACCCAAAACUUUCUCCACUUGCAAAGUCAUGCCUCACCACACCAGCAACUUCAGUAGCAAGUGAACGAGUCUUCUCAACAGCAGGGGACAUUGUUACUAUGCAAAGAUCUCAACUUUUGCCCGAGAAUGUUGACAUAUUGGUGUUUCUUAAAAAAAAUAUGCCUAAGAAGAAGCACUAGUCUAUUUUUGAUGAUCUCAACUUCUGUUUCUCCAGCUGCAUUGUGUAAUAGCAAGUUGCAUGCAUGAAUGCAGGCGUUCAAAUGUUAAAAAGUGUUUCAAAAGAAAAGAAAGAUGGACUUGUGUUCACAAAUCUUUAGUACAUCUACAUCCGUUUAUUUUCAUGUUUAGUUCUGGUACUAAAAAGAAGUUGCAGUCUAAUACAAUGUCAAUAUUGCAGAGAAAAAACAUUGGCAUUGAUUAUUACACCGUUAUGUCCUGUAAGUUUUCUUUCUGAGAAAUAGCUGGAGAGUGGAGACUGGAACUAAAUGCAGAUGUUGAAAUAAAAGAAAAACCUUUUGGUAUUAAAAAAGUGU